Messenger RNA from Mustela erminea (ermine), 3016 nucleotides. RefSeq names its product high affinity immunoglobulin epsilon receptor subunit beta-like. Lineage: Eukaryota; Metazoa; Chordata; Mammalia; Carnivora; Mustelidae. Gene Ontology annotation, cellular component: plasma membrane. The record is from RefSeq and is a predicted model, not a curated record. Gene Ontology annotation, biological process: cell surface receptor signaling pathway. Bases 1997 to 2860 code for a protein of 287 amino acids. The transcript has 7 exons.
UCCCAGGACCCUGGGAUCAUGACCCAAGCUGAAGGCAGAGGCUUAACCCAGGAGGCCACCCAGGAGCCCCAGUUCUGCUUUUUCUUAGUCUCCUUUGCUUCAUAGAUCCUGAUGCAGCCUGAAAUAACCCCCAAACUACUUGACGAGGGAACAGUCAUCAUCACGUUUUGACUUUUUUGAAAGGCCUGGAACACUGUCAGUUUGUAAUUAUGUAGUCAAAAGACACAGGUGGCCUCUCUCACAUGUGUAACCAAAACUUAAGGAGGUACUGGGAGAUGGCUUAAUGCAAUCCUGCCCGUACCAUCUGCAAUAGAACCAGAAACUGGCAAUCGGUAUGAUUCUGUGUGAUUCUGUAUGUUUCUGACUUAACUCUUGUCACAGUUUGAUAGCAUGCUGUCAACUACAAUAUAUUAAUUGGCACUUAACACUGUCUUAGACACUAGACUCUGGCCUCUGGGAACAAAAAUAAUGUGGAAAAUGCAUUUCAUUGUGGCCUAACAAAUUAAACUCCAUCUCUUAUUUUAAUGCUUUUUUUCAGAAAGCAAAGUCUACUAUACUCUACUAUACUGGAUUUUUAAAAAAGAUUCUUUGGGAUUUUCCACAUGUACUAUUAUAUCUUCAAUAGGGACAUUUAUAUUUCUUAAUUUCCAAGCUGUAGGUCUUUUGUUCUUUUCUUGCCGUGUUACGUUGGCUGUGACUUCCGGUAGAUGUUGAACAGGAGUGGGGAGGCAGACACAGGAGUAUUGGGGGACAGGGGAGUACAUUCAGUAGGUCACUAUUGGGUAUGUUGUAACUGUAGGUUUUUGUAUAUGGCUUUUUUCAGAUAAUAGGAAUUCCCAUCUAUUCCUAGUUUUUUGAGUUUUUUCUUUAUCAUGAAUAAAUAAGUUUUGUCAAAUAUAUUUUCUGUAUGUUGAGAAGAUCAUAUGGGCUUUCGUAUUUAUUCUGUCAAUAUGGUGAAUUGUAUACAUUGAUUUUUUUUUAAACCAGUGUUGCUUUCUUGAAAUAAACCCCAUCAAUUGUGGUGUAUUAUCCUUUGAUAUACUUUUGUAUUUGAUUUGAUAAGAUUUUGUUAAUGAUUUUUGCAUCUAUAUUGAAAGUUAUUUCUAUGUGUUUCUUAUGAUAUAUUUGUCUUAUUUUGGUAUUAGAGUAAUGCUGACCUCAUAAAAUAGAAGGGAUUAUGCUGAAUUACUUUUUUCCUUAAGUAUUUGGUAGAAAUAGCCAGUGAUAUGGCUAACCUGGAGGAGUUGGUUUUGUUAUUAUCAUUGUAAUGGUUUUGCCUAUACAUUAGAUUUCUUUCAUAGAUAUUAAACUAUUGAGGUCAUCUAUUUUUGAGUCAGUGUUCAUAAUUUGUGUCUUUCAGGUAAUUCCAUUUCCUUCCAGAUGUUAAAUUUAUUUCAUAAAUAUGUUCACAGUGUUUCUUUAUUUCCUUUUAACAUCUCUGCAUUGUGCAGUGAUAUCCCUUCUUUUAUUCCUUACAUUGAUAGCUUUUGUCUUCUAUCUUUUUCCCUUGGUCAUUCUCAAUUAAGUUUAAUACACUUUGUUGAUUUUUAUUGUAAUAUCAUCUUAAUACAGUUAUUUGUUAAUACUUUGUUUGGCAUACAUGAGCCUGAUCAUUGAGUUGGUAGAUAAUAGGUAGAUAGAUAUUCCUGAAAUUUAACUAUCAUUGGAAAUAUUUUUAUUUUUGUUUUGUUUAUAUUUAUUUUAUUUUAGUGAUGUUAUAGUUAAUAAGGUACUAAAGCAAAGACCAUAUUGGUUGAAAAUAUGAAUUUCCUAGAAAUUUCUCUGAAGGAAAUAAUUUUAUUUAGUGAGUUAAAAGAACAAAUACAGUCUUUGUCAGAUUAAUAGAAAGAGAAUGUAUGGAAAUAAAACUAUCAGUUAGUAUUGAGGAUUAUGUUAUAAUGCUUUUGAUUUUGUGGAACAAAACUUUAUGUAUAUCAACUUUGUCUGAAAACAUCAGAACUGCUUAUCAGGAGUUCUAGGUGUGGAAAUACAGCAAAUGAGGAAACGCAGAGAUCAAAACAUAAAUUUUCCUCCCCCACACAUUGGUAUAGUCCUUGAUAGUCACAGAAGAGGCAUAAGCUUAAGAAGACUCCAAGCUCCCACAUCCCUGCGGUGGAACAAACCUAGAAUGAACAAAACUUUGGCUUCUGAUAGGAUGCCUGUGGACAUUCCUCCAAACCAAAACCAAAGUACCCUAUUGGGAAAGACAGAAAUAUCUAGUACCCUGAAAUAUCUACUAGGCAAACUGCAGAAAUUCCUGAAGGAGAAUCUAGAAGCACUGGGGGUGGCUCAGAUUAUGAUUGGUGUGAAAUGCUUCUUUUAUGGGAUAAUUGGAUUUCUUCCUCCUAAUUCUGAAAUGCACAGAAUCAUUUUCUUCUCAAUUUACACAGGCUUCUCCUUCUGGGGGGCAUUGUCUUUUAUCGUUUCUGGAAUUCUGACUGUUGUGUCUGCCAAGAAGCAAACAAAAUCACUGCUGAGAGGGAAUCUAGGUGCUAACACUCUUAGCACCUUGGUCUCCUUUGUUGGGAUCUGUAUUCUGUCACUCAAUUUAACAAAAAAUGGCCACUAUGAUUGCAAGAAGGAAACUCUCUGUUUGGGCAUCAAACCAGUUGCAACUGAACUUGUGAUUGUCCUAAUUAUCCUAACUUGUCUGCAAAUUUUAAUUUCACUUCCUCUCUCCAUGCUCAACUAUAAUGUGAAUGACAAGGAUAUUCACUGGAUCUCUAUAUUGUUUCGCCGGAAAACACCUUCUGAAAGUAUUUACGAAGAAGUGUUCCCUCAAACUUCAAUCAAUCAAGAACUUCAAUGUAAGAAAGAAACAACUUCACGUUAUCCUGCAGAUACUAACAAACAAACAUGAGGCUGCAUUUUUGUAUUCUGGAACCACAGUAAUAGCAAGAAGCUCAUACUGGGACCACUGAGGCAGAAAUACACACAUGUGAGGCUACAACUGUGUGGGUCAGAGUCAUAAAGAUAGCAACUGGCAUUUAUAAUAAUAAGAAUUUGGUUGUCACCA